AUGUGGCCCAUCUUGGUCUUCCUGCCCUGGAUGGCCCAUGGAGCAGGAGCCUCCUCCCAAGCUCUUCAGGAUUACCUGAGUCUGAAUCCAAUUACUACCACAUCUGCAGCCCAGUCCCAAAGCACACCGGUCAACUUGACCAGCCUCAAGGAUGCCGUCAUGGCUGGCAAAUACACACCAUCUCGCCCAUGGCAAUUUCUUAAUCAGCCCUGUCCUGGUAGCUGUGGAAGCCUAGGCGUAGACCCCUCUGCCUGGCCCGCCUAUCAUAGUAUUGAAAGCUUGUUGGGACGCUGUGACGAGACCCUCCUGCUGGACUUUUCACUCUAUACAGCCGUUGACGGGUCUGAUGGGCGUGUGAGCAUCCGCAGCUGUACCAGUGAUCUCAGUAACAGCUCCUCCUCCUCCACCUCCACCUCCUCUUCUUCAUCGUCUUGUCCUAGCUACAACGCAACCACCACAGAAACAACAAUUGCCGCUCUAGAGUUGACCUGGGACACGACUACAUACGGCGAAGCCACUACUUCAGGCGCUCUGGAUGCACUGAACCAGUUGCUAGCUUAUGAAAACCAGGCCUCGUCCCCGUGCAAGGAAACCAUCGCGUUUGCCCACUCGGGCAGUACCGCGGUUGGCGUCUACAUCGGUUCUGCCCUCAGUCAGCAGGACAUGCUGGCACCUCUGCUGGAUGCAGUUACUGAACGAAUUGAAAGCGAGGGAGUGACGGAUAGCCUCGCUGUACAGCUGUGCUCCAACAAUAGCACUGCCCGAUACACCAUGGGCAUCAUGGUGGGCUCUGAUCUACUCGCCGUACAGAAAGCCGUGCAGACGUGGCGUGGCAGUGACUGCCUCACCUCGCUGUCACAGUCGAUCUCUGGGGCCAAUGUUACUUUUUCCUUUCCCAAGACCCACAGCAACAGCUCCAGCUCCAGUGCUACGACUGGGAGAAACAGCACUGCUAGCUGGUCAAUUCGCAGUCACGGAGAGGUUCUAGGGAAGCGAAGCACUUGCACGACAAUCCAGGUCGUGGCUGGCGACAACUCGACAACAUUGGCUAGCGAGUGUGGUAUCACCACAACUCAAUUGGCUGAAUAUAACACGAACACGGCAUGGACAGUGGGACAAUAUGUCUGCUGUUCAUCCGGCACACUGCAGGUCAACACACUAGAGGAGCAGGCAGAUGGCUACUGUGCUAGCUACCUGGUCAAGAAAAACGACACAUGCUCUGCUCUAGCUGCAGAGUAUGGUAUCACGGUGGCAGACAUUGACAGCUACAAUAACAACACCUGGGGCUGGAUGGGUUGCGACGACCUUCUGGCUAAUGAGUAUAUCUGCCUCAGCACUGGGUAUCCUGUAAUGCCAGCCGUGAUCUCUAACGCUGUUUGCGGGCCCCAGGUAAACGGUACAGCUACCGCACCUCAGGGUUCUGAUCUUAGCACCUUGAAUGAGUGCCCACUCAAUGCCUGUUGUGACAUCUGGGGACAGUGCGGCAUCACGGCUGAUUUUUGUACUCCCAGUAACUCAACAACAGGAGCGCCCGGCACAGCAGCUAAUGGAACGAACGGGUGUAUCUCCAACUGCGGGACACAGAUCAUUGAAAGCGACACGCCUACCGAGUACUUCGCUGUUGGCUAUUUUGAGGGCUUCGACGUGCAGCGUCCCUGCCUCAAACCAUGGAUUACUCAGAUUGAUACCACCGCUUACACGCACAUCCACAUGUCCUUCGCCACCCUCAAUACUGAUUUCUCAUACAAUCUAUCUAGUGUUGGAAGCCAAUGGGAAGACUUUUUGGCCCUGACUGACGUCAAACGCAUCCUCACUGUGGGGGGAUGGAGCUUUUCAACUGACGCCAGUUCAUACGACAUUUUCCGUCAAGCCGUCUCCAGCAGCGCCAACCGGCAAACAUUGAUUACAAAUACAAUUGAUCUGCUUGAGCAAUGGGAUCUUGAUGGCAUUGACUGGGACUGGGAAUACCCUGGCGAGCCGGACAUCCCUGGUAUUCCGGCCGAUACAGAUAGCGAUGCUCAAAACUUUUUCCUCUUUUUGUUUGAGCUGUCGCAGCAGAUGCUUGUUUCUACGCCAGAUAAGUCUCUUUCAACCACAGCGCCGUCGUCUUUCUGGUAUAUGAAGGCUAUCCCAAUCGAGGCUAUUAGCAAAGUUGUUGAUUAUAUUGUGCUUAUGACAUAUGAUCUACAUGGCCAAUGGGAUUGGAAUAAUACUCACACUGAUGUUGGCUGUCCUUCAGGUGGUUGUCUUCGCUCUCACGUCAACCUCACGGAGACGAUAAGUUCGAUGUCUAUGAUCACAAAAGCCGGCGUCUCAUCGGAUAAGGUUGUAAUAGGACUUGCCAACUACGCGCGUUCAUUCCAGAUGACUGAGGCGGGUUGCUACACUCCUGAUUGCACCUUUACUGGGCCUGACUCUGGUGCUGUCCCAGGCAAUUGCACACAGACAGCAGGGUAUAUUUCUAAUGCCGAGCUGCUUUCCAUUGCGGAGGACAAUUCCGCCUACACUUAUCUUGAUACAGAGGCCAACGCAUACAUUCAAGUCUGGAACGACACACAGUGGGCUUCGUACAUGGAUUCCGACAUCGCAGCCUCGCGCACUGGGCUGUACAAGGGCAUGAACUUCCUAGGAACAGCUAUGUGGGCUAUUGAUCUGACUGACCUCAACGGCACCAGCGAUAGCAACACUACAAGUACCUGCGAGAUCUACAUUGACCCAUCCGUCUGGGUUGAGGCUUCUCCCACCGUGACUGCUGUCCCUGGAUGUACGAUGAUGUGGCCGCCGAUGCCUCUGGCGUCGAAUACGACCAUCAUUUUUCCCGCCUGGCCUACGCACCUAAACUACCGUUCAACUACCACGAGUACCACGACUUGGUAUGACGGCAGUGUCAAGUCAUAUGAAGUUUACAAUUCUCACUCCGUGCCCACGGUACUUACUAUUCCCCCCCUUGUAACCAAUGGCAUCCCCGUGUGGUUUCAGACUGUCACCAGCAACCAGAGCACCCUCAUCCAUACCAGUUCCGCUAAACAGACCCCAUUUGUGGUGACCUGGACUCCAACCAUCGGUGGCACCACGGUUGUGAGCGGCGGUACUACUAGUACUGUGUCUAGCGUUUCCUGGUCCUCAGGCAACCUGACCUACGCGACCGCUGCAUGGGUGGACAUUUUUGGCGGCGUUACCUCUGUGGUCAACGGCACUGUCAUGCCUGUCACUACUACGACUGUCACGCCGCACCCAUUCCCCACGACAACAGACUCGACUACUGAUCCAGUGCUAAACACGAGAAGUACAUCUGUCCAGGCAACCAAGUCGAAGGGGGACUCAGGUCCUCAGUGUACAUCGGAUUGCAAGCCUUCGGGCGGGUGUGGUGAAUACUGUUUGCCUGGUUGUCCAGAAUGUCCCCCGUGGUUUGGUAUCGAUAUCAGCGGCGGUGGUGGCGGUGGUGGCGGUAGUGGUGAUGGAGGCGACGACAGCAGCAGCAGCAGCAAAUCUGAUUCUUCCUCUAGCAGCACCAGCGAAGAAAGCACUAUCACUGUCGCUGGAGCCACGUUUGUUAUCGCCGAUGCGUUCCCUACCACCACAGAUGCAAUGACGGCGCUGGAAGCCCUGGAAUCUUCAGAAGCUGGCUUGAUAAAAUCGCUGUACGGCGCUGAGAUGAGUUAUCUGAUAACCGCUGUCUCAAACACCGCUACGGCCCAGUCCACGGCCACGCCUACUACGACUGCAAAUCCCUAUUCUAUCACCAUUAUCGACUCUUCGGGAGACACUGUGGCCUGUUCGUCAGAUCUGGUGCUUGAAUACGAGGGAGGACCAAGCACUGCCUGUGUUGGGGAUGUGAGCACGAUCUCAACACACAGCACGACCUCUACCACGUCGACCACCGCUAUCCCGACGCCAACCGGAUUCGGCCUUAUGAUCUUCAGUGACACCAACUGCGAAGACUAUAUCGACGGCUACACUUGGGACAGUAAUGGGAAAUGCUACGAUGCGGGCACUGAGAUCAACAGCUAUAUCAUCACUACCGAAUCCGAUAGGUGCAAUGAUGAAGAGAACGCCAUCUUCCGGGUGUGGCUCAGCGCCCUCCACAUCAACACGAAUAAUCACUCCGGACUCAACGCAAACCUCGCUUCUCGGUCCAUUGACUACAACCUUCACGACGCCCAGUCGAUGCAGUCAGGCAUAUGCGCAUCUGUCGGUGGAAAUAUCACCUACAGUCAGGAUAGCAGCUGUCUUCCUCCGGUGAAAUCCACCAUACUCGGGAGUUUGGUUGGUCCUUCGGACGUCCUUUACACUACCUAUGAUUAUCGGGGUUAUUACUCCCCGGGCAUCGCGUGCCCUGCUGGAUAUUCGACGGCAUGUGCGGUACAAGCAGGUGCUGAUGGAAUACAGUCUGCGUUGUCAAAUCUUCAGAGUUUUGGGUUUGUGUACUCGGCGACUGCGGAUGAGACGGCGGUGGGAUGCUGUCCAACAGGAUAUCAAUGCACCAACAGACUCUCCAGCCAGUGGUGUCAGCACGUCAUCGCGUCCACAACGCAGCCCCUGAUAACCUGCAUCAACGGCACAAACGGUGCUCCAGCGUCGUCAACGACACAGUUCACCCUCCCAACAAAUGUCACCUUCACGUACCCGGACACACUUCUUUCGACAGAAGUUACGUCGACAGUCACAGUCACGUUAUUUACCAUGUUUGCAACCAUGAUUCAGAUGAAUUUUCAAGCGACUGAUCUUGCGUCUACUACUUCUCUGUCGUCGACCUCAUUACUGCCAUCUUCUUCACUAUCCACGAAUUCAAGUAGCACAGGUGGCAGCAGUAACAGCAGUAGCAGUAAUCACAAAACGACAACAAUCGCUGUUUCAGUCGUCAUCCCGUGCGUGGCAAUCCUCAUCGUAGCAUCGUUGGGAUGGUUCUGGUACAGGCGGAGAGCCAAAAAACAACUUUCUGCGUCUUACCAAGCCGCACAAUCAGCUGAACCUGGGCCUGAGACCUCAAUCUCGUAUUAUGGCGCAGAUACUACGAGUGCGCCCAGUGAAAUGCUGGGCAGUCCAGCGCGAGUUGAGAUGGAGGGUUCGCCGGUCAUGUAUGAGAUGGCAGGUACAGAUGCGAAUGCGGCGACGGUGAGGCAUGAGAUGUAUGCCGGUAGAUGA
This is a messenger RNA of Talaromyces amestolkiae, 5145 nucleotides long. RefSeq lists its product as uncharacterized. The record is from RefSeq and is a predicted model, not a curated record. Lineage: Eukaryota; Fungi; Ascomycota; Eurotiomycetes; Eurotiales; Trichocomaceae. The transcript is spliced from 6 exons. The coding region runs from base 1 to 5145 and encodes 1714 amino acids. Gene Ontology annotation, biological process: carbohydrate metabolic process. Gene Ontology annotation, molecular function: chitin binding.